AUGUACCAUACGAUCGGUCCGUGAGCAACAAUAAUCAGUCUUAUUUUACUUUCUCAUUCGUGUCUGGUUAGCUUCCAAUCAGUUGUGUCUAAUAUACCUAGGACUGAAAUUUGUGUGUCUACGAAACUGUACAAUUACAGCUGCCCACAGUCUUGCCAAUUGCUUGUGGCUAGUGGACAAAGAAGCACAGUGUAUCGUUUUCUGCCAAACAAAUUGGCUUAGUGGUGCACUUUCCUUCGUUUUCGCAAGGAAGUGAAAUUCAACUACAAGCUCAAGGUAUUCUCUUCUCACGUUAGAACUCAAGUGUAACUGUGUUAUAGAUUCCAAUACAUCACGUGUUGAGGGAACACUGACUAGAAUACGGCCACAGAGAGUCGUUCUGAGUUGCUAUCGUACGUCCCAUAGAGGAUCGAAAAGGAACGAAGAUGUCACUGCGAGCUAUACAGAAAAGGGACAGGAACAAAUUAUCAUCUGCGCAACAGAAACAAAAUCACUUUAUCAACAAAAGUCGUAGCUUCGUCGGAGGUUCAACAGGCGCAGUUAGCAUUAGUAGCGACAGUGUUAGUGCUGGUGCUACUGGCAGUGGUAAUCAUCAUCAGCACCAGCAUCAUAGUAGUAAAAAUGAAAAGUGGAGAAAUUCAAGUACCACCAGCAUACCAUCUGCAACGGCAACCGUAGGAUUACUGAAUCACCAGAAACGCUCUAUUUCCUGUCCGAGUCUGCAGGCACGCAACACGCAUCAACUAUCGACAGCGCAACGGUUCACCAAGUCCGAGAGUGAUCUAGACAGCGCUUUGGGCCCCGGUGGGGCCCCAGCGAAUGCCGCCUCCACCAAUCCGGAUAGUGGUUUCAGUGCCAACAAUCUGUACCUGGGUGCCAAAUCCGAAGUGUGCCUUAAAACGUUAGCAGUUAAAAGCACCAACCAGCCACCAGCUCCGUUUCGCAACAGCACCACCACCGUCAUCGGGAACCGCCCCAGGAUGUACGAAAGCAGUCGGCGACCAUCGGACAGCAGCGGCACUGAGCUGGGCCGGGCUGAUAAGUAUGCUGGAAUGAAUAAUAAUAAUGUUGCCCUGCGAAUUCCGAUCAUCGGGUAUGAGGUCAUGGAGGAGAGAGCGCGGUUCACCAUCUUCAAGCUGCGCAUCGAAAAUAGUAUCUCGCACACGUGCUGGCUGGUGCUCCGGCGGUACACCGACUUCGUCCGGCUGCACAUCACCCUGCGAACGCUCUUCCCGCAUUGCAAUCUUGUACUGCCCAAGAAGAAAUGGUUCGGAAACAACUUUAACAGCGGUUUCAUCGACAACCGGAUACAGGGCCUGCAGAGGUUCAUCAACACCAUCCUGGGCGAUGAUGCGAUGCGAACCUGCCCGACCGUGCGGGAGUUUUUCUGCCUCGAUGAACCACCCACCUAUUCGGAAAGUAUGGAGGAAUCUCGAAUAAUUUUUGAAGCUCAAGAAGAAACCAUAGCGCAUCUCAAGCAGCAGCUUCAAACCAAAGACGAACUGAUUGCGGCCCUGCAUGCCAAGGUAGCUAGUGAAACCAAUAGGAAUAAGGUGUUGACCAAUGUAAUAAGAAAUAGUUUUGAAAACUGCCCCAAGUGUGCGAAGCAGUUGGACAAUCAUCUGAAGGAGUUUUCUUACAAAUAGGGACAAAUGCUGGUGGCAUGCCCCCACAACCGCUUCCACUAGUUUGAUAUUCGCAUAGUUAGAAUAUAGAGUACUAGCAAUCAAGAAUUGAUGCCUUAAAACUGUGUAACAUUUACUGUGAGAAACUGUUUAAACUGCUGACCGAAUAAGCAAAUCAAUUAGUUAUUUAUGCUCAAACACUGUAUAUGGUUUACAUGCAAUUACCAAUAACUCAGCGAUAACAAAAAGUAAAUAAAAAUAUAUGAAUAUAAA
Messenger RNA from Topomyia yanbarensis, 1898 nucleotides. RefSeq lists its product as uncharacterized. NCBI's taxonomy places the organism in Eukaryota, Metazoa, Arthropoda, Insecta, Diptera, Culicidae. Gene Ontology annotation, cellular component: early endosome; extrinsic component of endosome membrane; late endosome. The transcript is spliced from 4 exons. The record is from RefSeq and is a predicted model, not a curated record. Bases 426 to 1646 code for a protein of 406 amino acids. Gene Ontology annotation, molecular function: phosphatidylinositol binding. Gene Ontology annotation, biological process: protein targeting to lysosome; early endosome to late endosome transport; endosome to lysosome transport.